Orbicella faveolata is the source of this 4011-nucleotide messenger RNA. RefSeq names its product H(+)/Cl(-) exchange transporter 7-like. The record is from RefSeq and is a predicted model, not a curated record. Gene Ontology annotation, biological process: transmembrane transport; chloride transport. Gene Ontology annotation, cellular component: intracellular membrane-bounded organelle; lysosomal membrane. Gene Ontology annotation, molecular function: chloride transmembrane transporter activity. Lineage: Eukaryota; Metazoa; Cnidaria; Anthozoa; Scleractinia; Merulinidae.
AUCGGUAUGGUCACAUGAAAACUGCAAGUUCUCGAAGAUAUUAUCUUCGUUGAGGUCGCUGUCUUUAUACAAAACACUUUCUAUAUGCAGCAUUCACAGCGUAUGAGAAGCUUGAGCAAUAUGACGUCUGAAAAUUCGCCGCUUCUUAGUCUGGAUCAACCGGCAGUUCAGCCUUGCUUGAGUCGUCGGAGAAAUACCACAGAAGGUUCUAAUUCUCUGCAGUUGGAGACUAGUCGAGAGGAUGUGUCGACUCGGGGCUUAGUGACAGAACCUGGAAGCCUUCAAAAAAUAUCCUCAAAAUAUGAGAGUUUAGACUAUGAUACUGCUGAAAAUACACUUUACUUCAAAGAACAAAAGUCAUACACACCCGAGGAAAGACUUCGUAUCAACAUCAACAGAUGGGUCGUCAUGUUUGUCAUUGGCUUUGUUACUGGACUUAUCGCCUUUACUAUUGACAUGUUAAUCAUACUUUUAGCUGACAAGAAAUAUACUCUUAUUAAAAAAUAUAUCGACUUAUGCACCAGUGGGGACUGCAUGUCCGCACCCUUCUCCUUAUGGGUUGCUCUCGAUGUUUUGUUUGUUCUCAUUGCAGCUGUGCUGGUUGUCUAUGGAGAGCCUGUAGCUGCUGGGAGUGGUAUUCCGCAGAUCAAAUGUUACCUCAAUGGAGUAAAAGUGCCACAUGUUGUCAGAGUGAAGACCUUGAUUUGCAAAGUAGUUGGUGUAAUAUUUUCAGUUGCUGGCGGCCUAGCUUGUGGUAAAGAAGGCCCCAUGAUUCAUGCUGGAGCUGUAGUUGCAGCAGGUAUCUCGCAAGGGAGAUCUACAACAUUCAACAAAGACUUCAAAUUAUUUGAGUACUUUCGUGAAGAUCAUGAAAAAAGAGAUUUUGUUUCUGGAGGAGCAGCAGCUGGGGUAUCAGCAGCAUUUGGAGCCCCCAUUGGUGGAGUGCUCUUUAGUUUGGAAGAAGGAGCAAGCUUUUGGAAUCAGAGUCUAACAUGGCGAAUGUUCUUUGCGUCUAUGGUUUCCACAUUUACGCUGAAUGUACUGUUGUCCAUUUUUAAUGGUGAUCCUAUGGACCUUUCAAACCCAGGACUUAUCAACUUUGGUACAUUUGAGGGACAGACAUACUCAAGCUAUGAGAUUCCUUUGUUUUGUGUGAUGGCAAUAAUUGGUGGCUUACUUGGAGCUCUUUUCAAUGCAAUCAAUCACCACCUGUGCAUAUUUAGAAUGAGGUUUGUCAAAAAGAACUGGGUUCGUGUUGUUGAAGCACUCAUAGUUUCAGUCAUGAGUGCUACCGUUGCAUUUGUACUAAUCUACUCUUACCACGACUGCAAACCAAUAGGAGCGGCAAACAUUUCAAGGCCCUUACAGUUUUUCUGUGAGGAUGGCCAGUACAGUGCUAUGGGGACUUUGGUCUUCAACACACCAGAGGAGUCUAUUAAAAACCUCUUUCACUUACCAGAGAGUAAGAGAGUUUAUAAAGUACAUAUUAGAUUGCAAAACAGUAUUUCACUUUUUUCAGACAUCUUCCCUGUUUGCUUGACCCUCACAAGCCAAAGGAACCCAGCACGUAGUUUCCCUGGUCACAGCAGAUUAUUUCUUGGAAAAUUAAUUUCAUAUGUUCUGACCUCACGUUCAAUUCUUUUCUCUUUAGCCUCUUAUCACGUGGCCACGUUGGCUGGUUUUGCUCCAGCCUAUUUCUUAUUGGCCACUUGGACUUACGGUUUAUUCGUACCCAGUGGUCUUUUUGUCCCGUGCAUUCUAACCGGAGCAGCCUGGGGACGACUGUUUGGGGUGGCCUUGAGGAAGUGGUUUCCUAGGGGGCACUGGGGAGACCCUGGAAGCUACGCUCUUAUAGGAGCCGCGGCCACUCUUGGCGGUGUUGUCCGAAUGACCAUCAGUCUGACCGUUAUUUUAAUGGAAGCCACUGGAAAUAUCAGCUUUGGUAUUCCUAUCAUGAUCGUUCUUAUGAUCGCCAAAUGGGUUGGUGAUUUCUUUAACGAGGGUUUGUACGAUAUUCACAUCAAACUGCAAGGUGUUCCUUUACUUGGCUGGGAUGCGCCUGUCAUGGCUGUCGGAAUGAACGUUAGUGAUAUUAUGAGUAGAAAGGUGGUUUGUUUUAAAUCAGUCGAAAAGGUUGGACGAAUAGUUGAUGUGUUAAAAGACAAAAGUUCACACCACAAUGGUUUUCCUGUGGUAGAUUAUCUGGACACGUCUGGUGAAGAGGUAUAUUUAUUUAAUACUAGCACUGUACAUAAGUGGUUGGUCAUUACAUAUUUAUGCCUUGUUCAAGGUGGAGUGCUCUUUAGUUUGGAAGAAGGAGCAAGCUUUUGGAAUCAGAGUCUAACAUGGCGAAUGUUCUUUGCGUCUAUGGUUUCCACAUUUACGCUGAAUGUACUGUUGUCCAUUUUUAAUGGUGAUCCUAUGGACCUUUCAAACCCAGGACUUAUCAACUUUGGUACAUUUGAGGGACAGACAUACUCAAGCUAUGAGAUUCCUUUGUUUUGUGUGAUGGCAAUAAUUGGUGGCUUACUUGGAGCUCUUUUCAAUGCAAUCAAUCACCACCUGUGCAUAUUUAGAAUGAGGUUUGUCAAAAAGAACUGGGUUCGUGUUGUUGAAGCACUCAUAGUUUCAGUCAUGAGUGCUACCGUUGCAUUUGUACUAAUCUACUCUUACCACGACUGCAAACCAAUAGGAGCGGCAAACAUUUCAAGGCCCUUACAGUUUUUCUGUGAGGAUGGCCAGUACAGUGCUAUGGGGACUUUGGUCUUCAACACACCAGAGGAGUCUAUUAAAAACCUCUUUCACUUACCAGAGACCUCUUAUCACGUGGCCACGUUGGCUGGUUUUGCUCCAGCCUAUUUCUUAUUGGCCACUUGGACUUACGGUUUAUUCGUACCCAGUGGUCUUUUUGUCCCGUGCAUUCUAACCGGAGCAGCCUGAGGACGACUGUUUGGGGUGGCCUUGAGGAAGUGGUUUCCUAAGGGGCACUGGGGAGACCCUGGAAGCUACGCUCUUAUAGGAGCCGCGGCCACUCUUGGCGGUGUUGUCCGAAUGACCAUCAGUCUGACCGUUAUUUUAAUGGAAGCCACUGGAAAUAUCAGCUUUGGUAUUCCUAUCAUGAUCGUUCUUAUGAUCGCCAAAUGGGUUGGUGAUUUCUUUAACGAGGGUUUGUACGAUAUUCACAUCAAACUGCAAGGUGUUCCUUUACUUGGCUGGGAUGCGCCUGUCAUGGCUGUCGGAAUGAACGUUAGUGAUAUUAUGAGUAGAAAGGUGGUUUGUUUUAAAUCAGUCGAAAAGGUUGGACGAAUAGUUGAUGUGUUAAAAGACAAAAGUUCACACCACAAUGGUUUUCCUGUGGUAGAUUAUCUGGACACGUCUGGUGAAGAGGAUGCCGCUCCCACCAACAACCCGGCCACAUUUGGGACUUUCCGUGGUUUAAUCUUAAGAUCUCAACUUAUUAUUCUUCUGAAGCAAAAAAUAUUCUCCGAAAAUAACAUACCACUUAAAAGACAUGGAUUGAAACUAAAGGAUUUCAGAGAUGCCUACCCAAGAUUCCCUCCGAUCAGGAAUGUUAGUAUAUCACAGAAAGAAAGAGAAUGCUACAUGGAUCUUAGACCUUUCAUGAACCCGAGUCCUUAUACUGUGAAUGAGAAUUCAUCACUUUUACGGGCUUUCAGGUUGUUUAGGGCCCUGGGACUUAGGCACAUUGUUGCGAUAAAUGAAAACAACGAGGUUGUCGGCAUGGUUACAAGAAAAGACAUUGCCCGUUAUCGAAUGUGGAGUCACCGCGGUCAGAUUGGCUUGGAGGAAGUUCAUAUUCUGGAAGCUAACUCCAUACAUGAUUCCUUCUGAUUACUUAAUAUUCUAGCUCAUGGUAACGUUCCUGAGGGACACAGUCAUUAUGGCGCUGUGCAAGAGAGAAAAAUCCCCCAUAUAGACCUUCUUCUCAAGUUAACCUGUCUCAAAUUAUUUUUAAACAUGGUACCCAGUUCUUUCACCGAUGUUACCACG